Molecule: messenger RNA, 921 nt
Organism: Caenorhabditis elegans
Lineage: Eukaryota; Metazoa; Nematoda; Chromadorea; Rhabditida; Rhabditidae
Gene: srbc-78
Product: Serpentine Receptor, class BC (Class B-like)
Exons: 2
Coding region: 1-852 (283 amino acids)
Source: RefSeq, marked reviewed
AUGUUCUUCAUCGCCGUUUUCACUACUCUUAUAUUGAUUUUAUUUUCCGUGUUCAUCUGCUACCUUAACUUUCUUCUUUUGAUCUCAAUAUUUUGGCGCAAAAAAAUUCCUGUAAACUUACAUAUGAUGCUGACUUACUGCAGAUUUGGUGUGGACUUGGUUUAUACAGUUGUUAUAUUGAUUCUCAAAAUAUAUUUCUUGCUUACGCAGAUUUCCACUGAUUUUAUUAUUAAAAACGUACACUUUUCACUUGUAAUUCCAGCCGCUUCAAUUGGUAAUAUGAGAUCAGUUCUAACACUUUUAAUAGCCCUCGAAAGAGUUAUUGCCAUAUAUUUUCCAAUUUUCUUCCACAUUUAUCGACAAAAACUUCCGAAUUUUGUAUUUUUACUCAUUAUCCUAACCAGUGAACUUUUCAACCAGUACAUGAUUUUUGGAUUUUGUGGAAAUGUUCUUGAAACACCAGUCGAUUGUCUUAAUUUUUUUUGUGCUGUGAACAGUUGUUACUACCGCUACUGGUUCUCAAAUCAACAGAUCGUUUGCUUUUUGAAUGGAGCAUUCUCAGUCGCUCUGGUUUUUCGACUUUAUUUCUGGAAGUAUUUCUCGGGAACGGAAACGAAUAAGGAUAUUUCGAGAGCCACCCGUAUAGCCCUACUCGACUUUUUCAUAAUGCUAUUCUUCAAUAUCAUUCCUUUGUACAUUUCUAGCCAUAUUACUAGUGUCAAUUUGGAAAUAUUGGGAUUAUUUAUUGUUCUCAUCAAGACAUUUGGAUAUAUGAUUGAAGGAGUGAUAACCUAUCGACUUUUGUUUAAUUUCAAAAUUAUUGCUGCUAAUGGGACUACACCAGUUUCAUAACUGUUUAUUUUACCACUUAACUUCUUUGAUAUUUUUGUAUUUGACUCUAAAAAUAUAUACAGGUUAAUU